AUGUUUUCGGCCUCCUUGUCCCCUGAAGAACUUCCCGAAAGCUCUCCAAGAACCCCGGUUUUCCCGGAUCAUGUCCUGCCUCAGGAUCCUGCCUCCUUCUGCCAGGGCAAAUGUGCCGUGUCGCUGACUGUAGCCGAGGCCAGACAUGGACAUCAAGGACGAAGGCGGCUUUGGGGACUGUCCACGCUCUACACUUUCCAGGCAGAUGACCGGGAGCAUUGGACUUGUCGAUUUGAAGGGCUGCUUCUCGCUCGGCCUGGUCCUCUGCCAAAUCUCUCCAGAAAACGCUCUGCCUUGUGGCCAAAGGUUUGCCGUGUUGCUCAGAAGACCAACCUGUCUUUAGCCCUGCAGCUGGAGGAAGCCCUUCAGUCAGUGAGCAAUGAAUUGAACAUUGGGGUAGGGACUUCCUUCUGUCUCUGUACUGAUGGCCAGCUUCAUGUCAGGCAAAUCUUGCACCCUGAAGCUUCCAAAAAGAAUGUAUUAUUGCCUGAAUGCUUCUACUCCUUUUUUGAUCUCCAGAAAGAAUUCAAGAAGUGUUGCUCUGAUUCACCUGAUAUUGACAAAUUGGAUGUUGCAGCAAUAACAGAUUGCUUGCAUCUUGAGAAGAGUGUUUGAACCUCCCGAUAUGGAGCCUCAGAAGUUGAAGAUAUGGGGAAUGUUAUUCUAACAAUGAUUUCAGAACCAUACAAUCACAGGUUUUCAGAUCCAGAGAGAGUGAAUUACAAAUUUGAAAGUGAAACUUGCAGCAAGAUGGAAGUGGUGGAUGAUAACACUAUCAUCAGGGCAAGAGGUUUGCCAUGGCAGUCAUCAGUCCAAGAUAUUGCAAGAUUCUUUAAAGGCCUUAACAUUGCCAAGGGAGGUGCCGCACUUUGUUUGAAUGCCCAGGGUCAAAGAAAUGGAGAAACACUGGUCAGGUUGGUAAGUGAAGAGCACAGAGACCUUGCACUGCAGAGGCAACACCACAAGGGGAAUCAGUACAUUGAGGUUUACAAAGCAACAGGUGAAGAUUUCCUUAAAAUUGCAGGUGGUACUUCCAAUGAAGUAGCCCAGUUUUUGUCUAAAGAGAAUCAGGUCAUUGUCCGAAUGCAAAGACUUCCUUUCACCGCCACAGCAGAAGUAUUGGCUUUCUUUGGACAGCAUUGCCCUAUCACUGGGGGGAAGGAAGGUAUCCUAUUUGUCACAUAUCCUGAUGGGAAGCCAAUGGGGGAUGGUUUUGUCCUGUUUGCUUGUGAGGAAUAUGCACAAAAUGCACUGAGGAAACACAAAGACUUGCUGGGUAAAAGAUACAUUGAACUCUUUAGGAGCAAACUACUUCAUGCUGAUAGCUGUGAUGGCCCCGGCAGUGAUCCCAAAAAGCACCACCGAGUAACCAGGAGAGGCCAUCAUGAUGAUAGAUGGGGAGGGGGAGAAGGGGGUCUUGGAAGUGCUGAGGUGGUGAAGGAAUUACUUCAUGCCCAGCCAGCCACCGUUUUUGACCUCCGGAUGCUUGGUGCCUGCAGGAAUCUUUUGUCUUCCAGUCUGGACUCAAAUUCGGAGGCCUGGCUUGGGUCCCCCAAAAGGGGAUGGCUGCAGGUUUUUAUGGACCAUGUGUUGCCACUCCCACAGGUCCUGGAAAGGACAGCUGCCGGGUUUUGUUUUCAAAUCAUCUACCACGUGAUUGCAAGUGCUAGCAGAAUUCAAAACUUCCAGAAAGCUCGACCCAGAAUCCAGGUUUGCAGGAAUCAAGGCCUUGCUCAAAAGGCUGCAUCAUCUUGCAAGGCCAAAUGUUCAUUUGAGCUCACUGCAGCAGCCAUCAGACCGAGAAGACAAGGACUGAGUAGGCUUUUGAGAGUGUCCAGCCUCUGCCAUUGCGCUUUUGCGGGGAAAGUGGCAAAUGGGAGGAGAGCCGGAACCCAAGAUCUCCUGCCCGACGAGCCCUGUGGUCUAGGGCAGGUCUGA
This is a messenger RNA of Dromiciops gliroides (monito del monte), 1938 nucleotides long. RefSeq names its product epithelial splicing regulatory protein 1-like. Lineage: Eukaryota; Metazoa; Chordata; Mammalia; Microbiotheria; Microbiotheriidae. Gene Ontology annotation, biological process: regulation of RNA splicing. The record is from RefSeq and is a predicted model, not a curated record. Gene Ontology annotation, molecular function: mRNA binding. Gene Ontology annotation, cellular component: nucleoplasm; ribonucleoprotein complex.